Molecule: messenger RNA, 1057 nt
Organism: Hibiscus syriacus
Lineage: Eukaryota; Viridiplantae; Streptophyta; Magnoliopsida; Malvales; Malvaceae
Product: E3 ubiquitin-protein ligase BOI-like
Exons: 3
Coding region: 47-955 (302 amino acids)
Biological process (GO): regulation of programmed cell death
Molecular function (GO): ubiquitin-protein transferase activity
Source: RefSeq, a predicted model, not a curated record
AGAACAACAUCAAAGCUUAAGCACAAACGUAGAAGCAAAGGCUCAAAUGGAAGUCGAGGCUCCGAAUAUGAAUCUUUUCCCUCAGUUCAUCCCCAACGGAGAUUUUACUUGUGUUUCUUUGGUCGAUACAAUGCAAGAAGCUGCUCUUUAUCAAUCCCUUUGCAAAACUUCAAUCAAUAAAACCGACAGUGGCCUUACGUAUAACGUGAACAUCCCGGUCUCGGCUCCGAGGAAAAGGCCAAGAGAUGCAUCGUUUGUCAAUUGCUUCGAUUCGUACACUGUUCCUCGAAAGAAUAAAUCUUUGGGCGUUUCUUCUGUUGUCGAUAAUGGUGUUUUCUGUCAGAUCCAACAACAGCAGCAGCAGGAAAUCGACCGUUUGAUUGCCCAACAUAUAGAAAAAGUGAGGGUGGAGAUUGAAGAAAAGUGGAAAAAACAGUCGAGAAUGUUGUUCACGUCAAUCCAAGACGGCGUCGUGAAGAAACUGAAGGAGAAAGACGUGGAGAUUCAAAGAAUGGGGAAACUGAACUGGGUUCUUCAAGAAAGGGUUAAAAGCCUGUGUUUAGAGAACCAACUAUGGCGGGACUUGGCGCAGACGAAUGAAGCCACGGCCAAUUCUCUACGCACCAAUUUAGAACAAGUCCUGGCUCAUGUCGGCGAGGAACGAAAUGCCAACGACGGAGGCUUGACGGAUUUGGUUGAUGAUGCGGAGUCUAGCUGCGGAAGCUGUGAUGAAGGGUGGCGCAACGUGGUGGUGCCGCCGCAACAAAAACCACGGGAGGCGCUGGUCGAGGACGGUAAAAGGAAGUGCAGAAAGUGUGGGGAGAAGGAGUCCAGUGUGCUGUUGCUGCCAUGCAGGCAUCUUUGUCUCUGUUCAACGUGUGGGUCCACCCUGGUAGGCACUUGCCCUGUUUGUGACUCCCUCACCAAUACCAGUGUUCAUGUUAACAUGUCCUGAAAGCAUUGUUAUUUUUAAGAGUUCUAGCGAAACAAAAAACAGAAAAAAAAGAAAGUAAAAUGCAAAUAUGGUUUUAAUAAAUGGAUCACAGAAAUUUUGUUA